Motacilla alba alba is the source of this 4103-nucleotide messenger RNA. It is a transcript of the gene STK32C, whose product is annotated as serine/threonine kinase 32C. The coding region runs from base 135 to 1394 and encodes 419 amino acids. Gene Ontology annotation, molecular function: ATP binding; G protein-coupled receptor kinase activity; G protein-coupled receptor binding. The record is from RefSeq and is a predicted model, not a curated record. Lineage: Eukaryota; Metazoa; Chordata; Aves; Passeriformes; Motacillidae. Gene Ontology annotation, biological process: intracellular signal transduction; G protein-coupled receptor signaling pathway; regulation of signal transduction. The transcript has 12 exons.
GCGGCGGCGCCGGGCGCUGCCAUGCGGGCGGGCGGCGCCGGGGCGCGGGGCGGCUGAGGGCGGCGGCGGGGCCGGGCGCGGGAGCCGCCGGGCCGGCGGGGAGAGGCCGCAGGGCAUGCCAGCCGCCUGCCCCGAUGUUUCACUGGAGCAAGUGGAAGAAGAGGAUGGGAGCGAGCGCCUCCUCCUCCAAGAGACCCGUCUUCGACGAGCGGGAGGACGUGAACUUUGACCACUUCCAGAUUCUCCGGGCCAUUGGGAAGGGAAGCUUUGGCAAGGUGUGCAUCGUGCAGAAGAGGGACACGGAGAAGAUGUACGCCAUGAAGUACAUGAACAAGCAGCAGUGCAUCGAGAGGGACGAGGUGCGCAACGUGUUCCGAGAGCUGGAGAUCCUGCAGGAGAUCGAGCACGUGUUCCUGGUGAAUCUCUGGUAUUCCUUCCAGGACGAGGAGGACAUGUUCAUGGUGGUGGACCUGCUCCUGGGAGGCGACCUGCGCUACCACCUGCAGCAGAACGUUCAGUUCACCGAGGAGACAGUCAAGCUGUACAUCUGUGAGAUGGCGCUGGCCCUCGACUACCUGCGCAGCCAGCACAUCAUCCACAGAGAUGUGAAACCAGACAACAUCCUCCUCGAUGAACAAGGUCAUGCCCAUUUAACAGAUUUUAAUAUUGCAACCAUCAUUAGGGACGGUGAAAGAGCGACAGCAUUGGCUGGGACAAAGCCAUACAUGGCCCCGGAGAUCUUCCAUUCCUUCCUGAGCGGCGGGACGGGCUAUUCCUUCGAGGUGGACUGGUGGUCUCUGGGAAUCAUGGCCUACGAGCUGCUGCGGGGCUGGAGGCCGUACGACAUCCACUCCAACAACCCCGUGGAGUCCCUGGUGCAGCUCUUCAGCACCGUCAGCGUCCAGUACUCCUCAGCCUGGUCCAAGGAGAUGGUGGCCCUGCUGCGGAAGCUGCUGACAGUGAACCCCGAGCAUCGCUUCUCCUGCCUGGCGCACAUCCAGGCCUCGGCUCAGCUCUCGGGCGUGGUGUGGAGCGACGUGAGCGAGAAGCGCGUGGAGCCAGCCUUCGUCCCCAACAAGGGCCGCCUGCACUGCGACCCCACCUUCGAGCUGGAGGAGAUGAUUCUGGAGUCACGGCCCCUGCACAAGAAGAAGAAGAGGCUCGCAAAGAACAAGUCAAGGGAUAACAGCAAGGACAGCUCCCAGUCUGAAAAUGACUAUCUCCAGGAAUGCCUUGAAGCUAUCCAGCAGGACUUCGUCAUCUUCAACAGAGAGAAGCUAAAGAAGAGCCAUGAGCAGCCGAGCGAGUCCGUGUCCGCCUCAGAGACCGCCGAGGAGGCCGAGGCCGAGCCCCUGCACAUGUGCAGCUCCGUGUGCUCCUCGGGCAGCAGCUAGGCCGGGGCCAGGCCGCCCGCCCUCACCUGCCCUCAGGUGUGCUGAGCACCCGAGCCCGCCCCGCUGCCGCCGGACAGCACCGGCAGCUCCCCUUGAGAGCUGGAGCAGGCCAGAGUUCCCACAGGACUGCCUUGGGCCAUGGAUGGCCAGCCUGGCUCCCCUUGAGAGCUGGAGCAGGCCAGAGUUCCCACAGGACUGCCUUGGGCCAUGGAUGGCCAGCCUGGCUCCCCUUGAGACCUGGAGCAGGCCAGAGUUCCCACAGGACUGCCUUGGGCCAUGGAUCACCAGCCCAGCUUCCAUGGAGGGCUGGAGCAAGCCAGAGUUCCCACAGGACUGCCCCGGGCCAUGGAUCACCAGCCCAGCUUCCAUGGAGGGCUGGAGCAAGCCAGAGUUCCCACAGGACUGCCUUGGGCCAUGGAUCACCAGCCCAGCUUCCAUGGAGGGCUGGAGCAAGCCAGAGUUCCCACAGGACUGCCCCGGGCCAUGGAUGGCCAGCUGGAUCGCCACCAUGGCUGCCUGUCGGGGGGAGAUACGGCCUAUGCAACUUGUCAGGGGAGGAGAUCAACUUAUUUAUUCUUUCUGUUUUAAUGUCAGGUUGCUGAUCCACAUGUUUUUAAUGCAGUGAGAGGACAGGGAACAAAGCCAUGUCCUUGAAGACACGGAGCAGGGAGACACAGAGCAGGGAGGAAGGCCAAAGAGGUGGUGAGAGCUUGACUUUGGCACUCCCUGUUCACAGCUGCUGCUCUGGGGAUGGACAGUCCCUGCACACACCAGAGCAGCCCCAGGGCCCUCUGGCACCACUCCUGGGAGCCUCCAGCUCCUUGGGUCCUGCAGCACAAGGAUGUCCCAGGCGCCUCCUUGUCCUUGCGUCACCUGUCAGUUCCUUCAGAUUCAAGGCAAAUAAAUGUUUUUUUUUGAGCACUCCAUGGAUUCUUCAGGGGCUGGGUAUUGGUUCAAUAUGUUUUUGAGAUGCAGAAUGCAUUUGAAAUGUUUUCUUCCUUGACAUGGCUGCUGCAGGCAGUGAGGAGCUGUGGGAUGGGUUGGAGGCUCUGGCUCCACAUGCCCAGGUUCAGAGGAACACAGUUUAUCACAGGCUGAGGUUUUGCUGGAGGCAGAGUGGGUGGCCUUGCAAGGCUGCUUGGUUAUGAAAGACAGGAAUAUUGUAUUUCACCCUUUGAUUUACUUUAUUUUCAGUGUAAAGUACAAGUACUGUAUAUAAUUUGCCAAUACCUGUCUUAACUUCUUAUUAAGACGGGAAAUCUUCCCUUGCUCCAGCUGUGGGUGUUGCCUUUCCUGCUGCAGGGGCCUUCACUGAGUUAGUUGUUGAGCCUGCUGCAGAGGGGUUUUUGCACCCCUGGAAUCCAGCAGUGCAUCUCCUGGCAUGUGCUGGGGACGCUGUUGAAGCUGACUCCCUGAGAACAGCACCAGGACACAGAGCUGAGGGGUCACUGUGCUGGGUGGCACAGGCACCGUGGACACACUGAAGUGCUUGGUUGUGGUCGUAAAUAAUAUUUGGGCAUCACCUCACCAGAGCCCACAGGGGACAAGGUUUCACUGUCACCUGUUUGCACUCAGUCCCUGGAGUAGAAACGGCACAAAAAGAGCAAUUGGAAAGGGGAUAAGUGACAGAAACAAGAGUGCCAACAGCUCAGCGUUAUUGUCAGAGCCCCUGUGCAGGGUUUCAGUGCUCUGGGGCCCCCUGCCCCCCCGUGCCCCACUCGGGGCCCCUCUUGUGUCCCCAUUGCUGUGUCCCUGUGAUGAGCCAGUGCCAGCUGAGCCCAGCUCAGUCCUGUUGGCCCUGCACAUCUUUGUGGCUCCUGCCAGGGUGUCCCAUGUCCGGCUCACCCCAUCCUCAGUGCAGUCCUGGGGGUCUGAUCCUCUCUCCUCCCUGUGCCACUCCCCUGGCUGUCCCCUGUCCCUGGCCACUGGCACAGGCUGGGCUGGGCGUGGGGACACAGGGUGGGUGUGGUGCCCGUGUUGGUGCCGCUGUUCUGGCUGAGCCCUGGCUGCUGCUGCUGAGCAAACCUCACAGUGAAGGCGUGACAGAGCCCUGGUCCCACGUCCCAGCCUGGAAGGUGUCACUAACAGCUCUGGGCUGCACCUCCACUACAGCCAGAACACAGGAAUCUUCUGUACAUAAAUAUUUAAAUACCUGUAUUUUUUUGUAUGACAGAUUUAUACAGUGUGUGCCAUUAUCUGCUGUGAAAAGUCUACAGCACCUAUAAAUUAUUCUCCUAUAAUCACUUGCCAUGAGAUUGGUUUCUUAUCUCUGUUGUGUUACAAAGUUUUGCAAAGUUGCAUAUUUUUAAGUGUUUGCAUUGAAUUCCACAGCCUUCACUGGGAAUUUUGAGCAUAAGACAAAUGGCAGGUCAGGUCCUGAUGUUCCUUCUGUUGCCAAUUCUCUUUUACUCCAGAGCUUGCCAAAAACAGUCUAAGAGUAAUAAAAUAAUAACAAAAAUACUACUUAAAUGGACUUGACCCUGGACUGAAAUCCUGCUGCCUUGGGAGGGUAUUUUUAAAAAUUAUUUCAGUGCAGAUAUAUGUAAAUAUAUCUUUGUAUUUUAUGUUCAUACAUUCCUGUAAUUUUCUUGCAUGACAAUUUUACCACCUCACAGAGUAUUUAAGUUAUGACAAGGUUGUGUUUUUGCUGAUACCGUCGGAAGCCAUUGCACACGUGGAGUAAUAAAUGUGUAUUUUUAACACUGCCAA